Messenger RNA from Micromonas commoda, 747 nucleotides. RefSeq lists its product with no specific name. The record is from RefSeq and is a predicted model, not a curated record. Lineage: Eukaryota; Viridiplantae; Chlorophyta; Mamiellophyceae; Mamiellales; Mamiellaceae. Bases 1 to 747 code for a protein of 248 amino acids. The transcript has a single exon.
AUGAUCACCUCCAUCGUGACGAGCCCCGCGCUCGUCUCCAUCAGAUCCACCAACCGGGCCGCCGCCCGUCGCCGCGCCCGCCCGAAUUUCGGCACCGUCGCGAAAUCAUCCGGUUCGGGAGCCGAAGAUGCCGCGACCGUCUCCGCCGGCACCCUCGCGCCGAGCCGUCGCGGCGCCCUUCGCGGCCUCGCCGGCGCGCUCAUCGCCGGCGUUGCGCUGAACUCCCCCGCCCCGGCGCAGGCCAAGAAGGCCAACCGCCUCUCCGACCUCUCGCAGAUCACCCUCUCAGAGUCCGAGCAGGCGUACCAGCAGAGCACCCUCAACCUCAUCGCGCAGACCAGCGCCUUGGUCCAGGGCCGGAGCAAGGACGUCAGCGGAUGGCUCGCCUCCUCCGACGAGUGGUACAGCGGCGCCAAGACGGCGUACUCGCCCAAGUCCCAGGGCCGCAGCUUUCUGAUGACCACAAAGCUCGUCGCCUACCUGAAGAACUCCUUUGCCACCCUCGACGGCGCCGCCGAGUUUGACCCGGCGAACCCGCCGUUCGACGCGGCGAAGACGGCGGAAUGGAUCCAGUACGCGGAGGGGUUCACGUCCGGCGCGCUGGCGGGCGACGAGGCCAGGGCGGCGUUCGCGAAAGCCACCUGGGGUAACUACGAUAAGAGCGCGCCGCUGAACCGGUUCGGGCUGUGCGCAUUCGGGGAAACCGGCGGGACCAAGGCGCUCGGGGUCAACUGCGACGGGUACUGA